AUGGAAAAAAUAUUCAUUUUAAAUAUUUACAUUGUUUAUUCAAUAUGUUCAACUCACUGUGUAAACUCUGCUAUCUGUAAAAUAAAUAAAUUAAACUUCAUAGGCUAUAAAUUAAACAAUGCAAGUGGUUUUGGAACCAAUUUGUAUGGCGCAAAUGCUAGUAAUUCCCUACCCAGUGGAGAUUCCUAUUCAACUGGGCGCAUUGAUGUUGUAAAAUAUAACAACCCCAAUCUCAAUGGAAGUAGUGCGGAAAGAUUGUUCGAAGUUAACAAUAGACACACACCUGCACUAAAAUUACCCAUCAAGUGUGUUUUGGAUUCGCUGAUACCUGAAAUCUUCAGAGUACUCGAGGCCAGGAAGAAGCUAGGAUGCACAAGCAUACCCAGUUUACUCUGCUGCAGCGGAGGAGUAGAUUCGAUGUCACUGUUGCACUCAUUUGGACUCAUUAAAGAAAAUUACGAAUGCCUGGUAAAUGACCAUAUUCAGCUGAACUUCAGCACUUAUCCAAUAAGCACCGGUGGACCUAGGCCGGACCAGAGGAGUAGAAGGAAAAUGAUGAUGGAACUGUUCGAUGAAUUUUACAAGAACCUCAACGUUAUUUAUUUCAACCAUAAGCAGAGAGAAGAUGUGGAAAGAGAUAUUGAGGUGAUUAGAAGGGCGUGCGAAGAUUAUAAGUUUAAUAUGAUCAUAGAAGAACUACCCUCGUCAAUACUACAGGAGGGGAAGGAAACAGGACUGCAGAACAUAUUCAGAGCAUGGCGAAGAGAAACCUGCAUAAAAAUAAUAAAUCACCUUUCCACGAUAAAAAUAAAAGGGAGUGCAGCUAGCAAUGGGCCGCCAAGCAGUGGGAACGAGCGCACAAUUCCGAGCUCAAUUAGGAACAAGCAGCUAGAAUUGAACGGGCCAUUAGAGCAGGAGUUGGAGAGCGUAAGGAAGCUCGGAGACAUAGUUGACCUGAAAGGACUAAUAUUCAUGGGACACAACUUGGAUGACAACUUUGAAACACUUCUGCUGAAGAUACUGAGAGGCUCGUUUGUAUCGAAUCUAACGCCAAUGGAGUUGUACGAUAACCUGGAUCACAGAGAAUACAUGCUCGUGAGGCCAUAUAUUAACGUGAAAAAGGCGAAACUGAUUUCAUUCAUGCAAGGUUUGAAGGAAACGUACAAUGAGGACUCUAGUAACAAUAAGUUGUAUUACACUCGGAACUUAAUGAGGAAUUUAAUCAUACCGGAAGUGUUGAGUAACCUGUCCGGGAGUAUCGCAGCAAACAUUGGUGGGAACGAAGAUGUGGUAAGGGACAAAGUUGAAGAUAGACCACUCCUACUGGGAUUGCACACCAAGUUAAAGUACUUAUCGAAGCAGUGCCACAAUAUUAGUGGUCUGCUGGAACAUGAGGUGGAUAUGUACUAUGAUUACAUUAACUCGAAGUAUAGACUGGGUGUGAAUGGCAGUGGUAUCAGUAGCGGUAACAGUAGCAGUGAUAGUGGCACUAACAAAGAUUCGGAUGACGCAUUGAGUAAAUCAGCAGGCGACGUUGCAAAGGAGUCCUGUAAGGAGGCGUACAGGCAGUUUUACGCAAGUCUGUUUCGUAGUUGCUAUAAUGGGAGGACGGAUAAGUUGGAAACUGUGUUUGACAACAACUUGAGUUACCUGAGGAGAGUGGGACUACGGCUCGACGGCCUCUUUAACCUUAAGGAGUGGAACAUCAUACCAAACAGGAUGAUCAAGGAGCAGGUGCUGUACAGGUACAUCGUGGAGAAAACCCGAGGCAACGUCCUGUACAGGGUCCUUUACAAGCUGGUAAACGACCUGUCGAAGGAGCCCUUUUCAGAAACCCUAAAAAUGUACUCAGUGGGAAGUCACUUGAUGUACCAUCAGGGCUACUACCUGAAGCUGGGACCGAACGCACCGAGGGGUAAAAAUGCGGCUGAGGCCACAGCCACAACUACUGAGCAUGGAUCACACAGCAGCAAGGGUACUGAGGUUAAUAACGAAUCAGGAUCCGUCAAAGAGUUGGCGGCCACCGAUGAGCAGUCUGGCAACAGCAGGAAAUUGAUAUUCAGCGACGAGAACGUAACCAUAUACAACUGCAUCGAUAAGUUGAAUGUGGCAGUUACUAACCCUCGAGGACGUUACCACGUUAAUUUGAAGCUGGAGCCGGCACGUGCCAGAGACAGCAAGGGCAUAUUUGAUUUACAUUACAACAGCGGCACCGGCGAGCUCGAUGAGGUGGCCCGUGAGAACAGUGGUAUCGCAGCUGACGGCCCUGGAAGUCGUGGAGAUAGGCGGAAGUUGGAGUUGGAGAUUCGGUAUCUGAAGGAGGACGACGUUUCCACCAGUCGGAAGAUGUGGUCGAACACCGUCUACAAGAUCCUGGGCAACAUCGGACUGCACAGGUUCCUCAAGGACGAGGUUCCGGCCCUGGUGGUGGCCGGAACAAACGACGUCAUAGGCCUCUACGGGUACAACCUGAUUCCGCCGUACCGCAACAGAGACUCGCAGACGAUACUAUAUCAGAUGGACGGGCUAAGGAGGCCCAGCCAGUACCAACUAACAAUUUUGUAA
Theileria orientalis strain Shintoku is the source of this 2565-nucleotide messenger RNA. RefSeq lists its product as uncharacterized. Gene Ontology annotation, biological process: tRNA processing. The coding region runs from base 1 to 2565 and encodes 854 amino acids. Gene Ontology annotation, molecular function: ATP binding; ligase activity, forming carbon-nitrogen bonds. Lineage: Eukaryota; Apicomplexa; Aconoidasida; Piroplasmida; Theileriidae. The transcript has 3 exons. The record is from RefSeq and is a predicted model, not a curated record.